AUGGACGGCGAAGAGCCCACGCAAGCAACCCAAAAUGUCCUCGAUCCCCGCCGUGUAGGCAAGCAGAACUCGGGUUUCUCAGACGAGGAUGUGUCGGACAUAAUAUGCGUACUGUACCCGCACUCGGACUCGGCCAAAGAAGAGGUCGCGCGCUUGGCUCAGGAGGACUCGCCGUACAUCAUCGGUAAGGACGAGGCGGACGGCGUCGAGCCAGACUACGAGCUCGAGGACCAUGCCAGUCGUUUCGAGUCAGCGCCCGCCAACCAUGGCAACUACGCCAUCAUACUCCGCCUGUCUGCGCAGGUCAAGAACCCCAUUGCUGGCUUUGCAUUCGGCCGGAACCCGGCCCGAUGCGACCUCGUCUUCGCCAACGAUCCCUUGAAACGUGUCAGCAAUGUUCACUUUCGCAUCUACGUCAACGAAUACGGCAACGUCAUGAUUGAGGACCAGUCCACCAACGGGACCUUUGUCGAUCGUCACCUUCUCACCUCUCGACCUAAGAAUGGAGGGCCGCCCGUGACGCGAUGGGUCUUGAGCUCGGGCACCAUCAUCAUGAUCUACCUGCACAACACGGUCUCCGACUUGACCUUUCGAGUGCGCAUCCCCCGACGCGACGACGAGUACGACCAGGCUUAUACCGACAAGGUGGCCGAGCACUUCACGCGGCAUGGUCUCCAAGAGGACGGAGGUGCUGCUGCUGUUCCUGUGCCCGCGCCCCGGCCUGCGCCACCGGCGGACGGACCUCCAGACAUCUUCAAGGGGCCUCCCAGGCCUGCCUCGAAUCCUCGCGCGCACCCGCGAGCGCAGGCUGCCGAUGCGGCGACAAGGUCUCCGUCCAAGCGGAGGGAGAUUCAGAACCCGAUGCGCAGGGAGUGGACGGGGUCUGGCACGUACAACAAGAUUGGGAAAAUUGGCAAGGGGGCUUUUGCCAUUGUCUACAAGGUCACGUCCAAGUACAACGGUAUUCCGUACGCCGCCAAAGAGCUAGAGAAGAGGCGUUUCAUCAAAGACGGCGUGUUGGACCAGAAGGUGGAGAAUGAGAUGAAUAUCAUGAAGAGAAUUCAGCAUCCGAAUAUUGUACGAUAUAUUGAGAACUUUGACUGGGACGAUCGACUCCUGAUCAUCAUCAUGGAGUAUGUGCCCGGUGGCGACCUGGGCAAGUACGUUGCCGACCAAAGCAACGGGCCCUUCUCCGAGGACAUGGCGCAGACAAUAGCGAAGCAGCUGCUCGGCGCCCUCGAGUACCUGCACAAGAACAACAUCACCCACCGCGAUGUCAAGCCGGACAAUAUCCUCCUCAACAGCAUCGACCCCCUAGACGUCAAGCUGACCGACUUUGGCCUCUCCAAGAUGGUGGAGGGCGAACAGACAGGCCUGCGGACGUUUUGUGGCACCCUGCUGUACUGCGCCCCCGAGGUCUACACCGAGUACGCAGAGUAUGAUGACAAUGGCUUCCGGAUCCGUGGCACUAAGGUUCGCCGGAUGCCCGGCCAGCGUUACAAUCACGCCGUGGACAUUUGGUCCUUGGGGGGCGUCUUGUUCUUCGUACUGACCAAGUCGCCACCGUAUCCGGUGCAGAACGGCGUCAGCUACUCGGAGCUAUUGCAUAAGAUCAUGACUACGAGGCUUAAUACUGUCCCCCUGCAGAGGGAAGGGGUGUCGGAGCGCGGCAUUGACUUCUUGUCUCGCAUGCUGCAGAGACGACCUGAGAAUCGCGCGACGGUGUUAGAGCUCGACACACACGCAUGGCUGGGCGGCGACGGCUCCAUUAUUGAUGCGUCCCAGUCGUACGACGAGAUCACAGACGAUGAAGAGUUUGCCACGUUUUCGCAGCAGCAGCAACAGCCGCCUCAGCAAGACUGGCGAGAAGAAGAUCGAGUCAGCGAUUCCGGGGGUGAUGAGUCCGAAAAGGAAAACACCGGGCCAGGUCAACCACGCCGCUUGUUUGGCGAGGUCGGUGUAUCUGCCGUUGGAAGCUCUGGUGUCAUACCAGAUGACUUUUUGAACCUGCCCGUGAGCCAGCGCGAUGACGAAGCGUUCAACUCAUACAAUGACAGUGGGUACGACCAUGGGGCCUCAGGGACACCUGCGGCAACCCGGACAUAUCAACGCGACGACCGCCAAGUCGCAGGCUCUGUCGGGCCAAACCAGUCGGCGGAUCAACUGCAGAGUCUGGUCGAGUUUGUCGCUUCACAGAGCCUAAACGGGCAUGAGACGGCCAAGCUGGAGACGAAUGUAUCUCAUUUCCAAUCCUUGGACUUCACAGGCAGCAAACGGAAACCCCCAUCCCAGGAAGCCAACGAUAGCAUGGACAGCGAGUAUGUAUCCAUGGACAAGCCGCUCAUGAAGCGACUCAAAUCCGAGGGCAAUAUCGAGGGCCUGCUGGAGGGUAGUUUCAGCGAGGCUGAACUGCUCGCUUGUGUGCCGCAGAUCAGCAGACUACAAUCAGGCCGUCAAAUCGACCGGGCUGUGACCAAGACAGAAUGGUGGACCAAAGACAGGUCGACGUGGCAUCUUGACUACCCCGAAAUGACACACCUUCAAUUUGCUGCUUUCAAGGAAGCGGCCAGACAGCGGGGCGAGGAGAUUUCACCCGGCAAGUCGCCUCUAUGGUGGCUUGCGAUGCAGCACUUCCCCUCGACAGCGACGACGAACGGACCGCUAUCGCCAUCACCACAGAGCUUAGCACAGACGCAUAUUGGUGCUUUGCAGCGUGAUGAGCGCAGGGCAAGUGGCAAUCCCCAGUACUUCCCGCCUACUGCCGUGCCCUCGGAGCCACAGUUGCCGGACACGCAACCGCCGGGCCAGCAGCUGGUCGUUCCCUUGCCAGACGAGCACAACCAGCGUGCCAUAGGGCUCAUCGAGUCACAGGCCAACUCGUGUGUGGGCGGCAUCUCGUUCCCCAUCAUGGCUCCUUUUGCCUCGUUUGGCCGACACGAGGACAACAUCCAAGUGUUCCAACCCCUGACCGAGUCGCGGGUCCCCAAAUUCGCAUUCAAGAUUGUCCUUUGGAAAGACGGAUACGAGGCACACAAACACCACACGACGAGGAACCCCUACCCAUGGGUACAGCAGCCGUCCACGGGCGACGAGGACGCCUACACCUUUUGGAUCUCCACAAAGGCAACACUCGGCAUCCACGUCAACGGACACUUGCUCUCAUCGGACGAUCCCAAGAACCCACGCGGACCAGCGAGGAACUGGAUGCAGCUCCAGGACGGCGACAGCCUAGGCAUAUGGGGUUCGCCCGAAGCCAAGGCCCAGACCAUACUGUCUUUCCGUUGUUUCUGGGGCGGAUCCUCUCACGCCCGUCAGGACGCGACUAAGCCCCCCGUCAUGGCCCCGCCCGAUAUCGCCGAGAAACUUGACGUGGCCUAUUCCAAAGUCGAGAAGCGUGUGCGCGAUGACCUGGAGAGUAAGCGACUCUGGACGAGCGCCAACGAGGAUCUCGCCAGGCGCGAGCAGAACAUUGAGCGUGAACGGGAGAGGAGUCGGGCCUUUGAGAUGAAACGGCAGGAGGCUAUUGCGUUCCUGCGGAGUAAGGCGACGCAGCAGCAGCAGCAGUUUGGUCGUUUGUCGAGAAAUGAGUCCCCGGCCAGCGCGCCGCCCGCGUCGAGUAACUUUGGGGGUUGGCCCCAGUGA
Molecule: messenger RNA, 3642 nt
Organism: Emericellopsis cladophorae
Lineage: Eukaryota; Fungi; Ascomycota; Sordariomycetes; Hypocreales; Bionectriaceae
Product: Serine/threonine-protein kinase-like protein
Exons: 3
Coding region: 1-3642 (1213 amino acids)
Biological process (GO): autophagy; peptidyl-serine phosphorylation
Cellular component (GO): cytoplasm
Molecular function (GO): ATP binding; protein serine/threonine kinase activity; protein binding
Source: RefSeq, a predicted model, not a curated record